Messenger RNA from Gadus morhua (Atlantic cod), 2081 nucleotides. RefSeq names its product XK, Kell blood group complex subunit-related family, member 6b (gene xkr6b). The coding region runs from base 266 to 2014 and encodes 582 amino acids. NCBI's taxonomy places the organism in Eukaryota, Metazoa, Chordata, Actinopteri, Gadiformes, Gadidae. Gene Ontology annotation, biological process: engulfment of apoptotic cell; phosphatidylserine exposure on apoptotic cell surface; apoptotic process involved in development. The transcript has 3 exons. Gene Ontology annotation, cellular component: plasma membrane. The record is from RefSeq and is a predicted model, not a curated record.
GAGAGAGAGAGAGAGAGAGAGAGAUGCGCUGCCUCCUGCGUGACGCCACUGCCCGGGCGCGAUCCGGGGACUGUGUGCCCGCGCCGCCGCCGUCAACCCCUCCCAACGUCGUUUAGAUGGCUCCCACAUUCGGGGUGCACUCGGAAAACAGGUGUCAGGGAAGUGUCGUCACGACGAACCCCGGAAGCCAGAGGAGCAGGAGCAGCAGGAGGAGGAGGAGGAGGGAGGAGGAGGAGGAGGGAACAUCGGAGAGAGGGGGAAGAAGAUGGCAGCGAAAUCGGAUGGUGGUCGCGGGGUGGUCACCGGCUUCGCCCAGCUGCACAACCUGGACGAGGUGGUGGGUGAGGACGACCUGCGGCGGGACGGCAGCUCCUUCCACAUCUGCCACUGCUGCAACACCUCGUCGUGCUACUGGGGCUGCCGGAGCGCCUGCCUGCAUUACCUCCGGGGGAAGGGGAAGGGGGGCGACGCGCCGGGCCAGACGCCCCAGCCGCCGCCGCCGCCGCAGCAGCGCCUGUGGCUGGACUGCCUGUGGAUCGUCCUGGCGCUCUUGGUCUUCUUCUGGGACGUCGGCACCGACUUGUGGCUCGCCGUCGACUACUACCACCAGCGGAACUUUUUGUGGUCGGGCCUGACGCUGUUCUUCGUGUUGGUGCCCUCGGUGCUGGUCCAGAUCCUGAGCUUCAGGUGGUUCGUGCAGGAUUACACGGGCGGGGGACUGGGCUCCGUGGAGGGGCUGAGCCGGCGGGCCACGGCAAGUCUCCAGAGGGACCGCUGCUGCCUUCUCUCCGUCUGGGUCUGGCAGAGCUUCAUCCACAUCUUUCAGAUGGGACAAGUGUGGAGGUACAUUCGCACCAUGUACCUCGGCAUACAAAGCCACCGGCAGAAGGAGAACCAGAGGCGCUUCUACUGGGCCAUGAUGUACGAAUAUGCAGACGUCAACAUGCUUCGGCUGCUGGAGACCUUCCUGGAGAGCGCUCCUCAGCUGGUUCUGCAGCUCUGCAUCAUGAUCCAGAGCAACAAGGCUGAGCGUCUGCAGUGUGUAUGUGCCGUGUCCUCCCUCCUGUCCCUGGCCUGGGUGCUGGCCUCCUACCACAAGCUGCUCCGAGACUCCCGGGACGACCAGAAGAGCAUGAGCUACCGCGGUGCCCUGGUGCACCUCUUCUGGCGCCUCUUUACCAUCUCCUCGCGGGUGCUGUCCUUUGCCCUGUUCGCCUCGGUGUUCCACAUCUACUUUGGGAUCUUCGUCGUGGUCCACUGGUGCGCUAUGGCCUUCUGGGUGGUGCACGGCGGCACCCACUUCUGUAUGUCCAAGUGGGAGGAGGUGCUGUUCAACAUGGUGGUGGCCGUGGUCUACGUCUUCUGCUGGUUCAACGUGCGCGAGGGACGGACGCGGCUCCGCAUGGUGGCCUACUACACGCUGGUGCUGCUGGAGAAUGCCGUGCUCAGCACCCUGUGGUACGCGUACCGCGACCCCACCACCACUGACGCCUACGCCUCCUCCGCCCUCUGCGGCGUCUUCCUGUGCUUCGCCUCGGGCGUGGCCUGCAUGGUCCUCUACUACGGGGUGCUGCACCCCAUGGGCCCACGGCUGAGGGUGCUGGCCAGCUCCUGCUGCGCUGAGCUGCUGUGGGGGCUGCCCUUGCCCCCCGAGGCCGAGCCCAUGGCGCCCACCCCGGGGCCGCGCCACGGGUCCCAGGCCACGCCCACACGGGGCCUGGCGGGGGAGUACUCCGAGUCGGACGAGUCGGCCGCCGACACCUGUCUGCCGGUGUUCCAGGUGAGGUCCACGGAGCCAGUGGACGCGGCCGGCCGGCCCAUCCAGCUGGAGGGGCCCCUCAUCAAGAUAGACAUGCCCAGGAAGAGGUACCCGGCCUGGGAUGCGCACUUUGUGGAUCGCCGCCUGCGCAGGACCAUAAAUGUGCUGCAGUACAUAAGCCCCAAUGCGGUGGGCAUCAGGUAUAGGGACGGCCCACUACUGUAUGAACUCCUGCAGUACGAGUCGUCUCUCUGAAGGCAUUCUGUCUCUCACUCUCUGUCUCUCCAACAGCGCGCUCAACCAUGUGGUCAGACACACACAC